GCUAUCUGCAGACAAGUUGACUCCUACACAGUCUGAUGAUGUCUCAGAUACAUAUAUUUACAUAUAUUUUAUUCAAUUAAAAUACCCCACAAUAUAAUUUAUUAAGUGCAAUAUUAUAUUUUUUUUUUCCUUCAGUUCUUAAAUACUUUAAUUGUUAAGAGCUAGCAGAGGAAAAAGGAAAACAAAAAAAGCCCCCCAAGCAGAAAUGGCAAUCUAUUUUUAUUCCUGGAGAAUUUUCCUUUGUGUUCUUCUUCUUUUACUGAUUUCCAGAGGCAUGAGUAGCAGCGCAAGGAAGAUGAGUCAGUCAAUAUUGGACAAUGGAUUUCAAGAAAGCUCAAAAGAUAGCCAUUUAUUAAUCAAGAAUGGCCAUUUUGAUCACCAAAUGCAUCAAAUGGACCCUUCUCUCAAUGUUUUCUUCACCAUAAAUGACUUAAAACCCGGAAAGAUAAUUCCAAUCUAUUUCCCUAAAAAACACCCUUCAAUUUCUCCUCACUUGCUAUCUAGAGAAGAAACCAAUUCAAUUCCUUUCUCUUUAACCCAACUUUCUUAUCUUCUCGAACUUUUCUCUUUCUCCAAAGAUUCUCCACAGGCCAAAGCCAUGGAAUAUACUCUGAAACAAUGUGAAACUGAACCAGUUGAAGGUGAGACCAAAUACUGUGCUACUUCUUUAGAAUCCAUGCUUGAUUUUGUAGUUUCAGUUUUUGGAUCUGAUACCAAAUUCAAAGCUUUAACUACUAAUUAUCUGAAGAGCCAAGUUGUUAAAGUAGCAUUGCAAAAUUACACCAUUGUAGAAGAGCCUAAGGAGAUUUUGGCAGAAAGAAUUGUAGCAUGUCAUGUAAUGCCUUACCCUUUUGUGGUUUACUAUUGCCAUAGUAGAGAAGGUGGGAAUAGGCUGUUUGAGAUGUUAGUUGGUGGAGAAGAUGGAGAAACAGUAGAAGCUGCAGCUAUUUGUCAUAUGGACACAUCUCAAUGGGAUAAAGAUCAUGUGUCGUUUCGUCUGCUCAAUAUCAAGCCUGGAACUUCCCCAGUUUGCCAUUUUCUCCCAGCUGACAACGUCGUUUGGGUGCCUUUGCCUGUCGUAUACUAAUCUACUAGUCGAAUACCUGUAUUGUAGUGCAUAGGAUUAGAGAUUCAAUCUCUGACAUUAUUAUUAUCUCUUUUGAAUUUAGCUGUGUUUAAGUAUAUGUUGUUAGUGAUGUAAAUUGGUCGAGCCGAGCUCAGCUAAGCAUCGAUUUGUUUGGAUUGCUUCAAUAACAUGUGAUUAGAGCUCGGGUUUGAAGCUCAAAAUUUUGUUCAAAUAUUUUAUGGAACUGUCAAAUCAAAGAAAUGAAACCUGCAUUUUCUUUUUUUUCUA
Jatropha curcas is the source of this 1354-nucleotide messenger RNA. RefSeq names its product BURP domain-containing protein BNM2A. The record is from RefSeq and is a predicted model, not a curated record. Lineage: Eukaryota; Viridiplantae; Streptophyta; Magnoliopsida; Malpighiales; Euphorbiaceae.